Molecule: messenger RNA, 864 nt
Organism: Rotaria sp. Silwood2
Lineage: Eukaryota; Metazoa; Rotifera; Eurotatoria; Philodinida; Philodinidae
Source: the annotation of a GenBank genome assembly
AUGUCCGCCCACGGUCGAGAUUCCGCUGGCGGUGGCGAUGAAUAUGGAGGUGGUAAUUCAAAUGAUGAUUAUUAUUCAGCACGGGGUGGUAAAGAUCGAAAUAAUUAUGAUAACAAUAGUGGACAAAAAGGAAAUUAUUCCGAUCAGAAUUCACGUGGUGGUGGAGGUGGAGGUAAGACAAGUUUUGUCGACUCUUGUUAUGGAAGCGGAGGUGGUAGUUUCAAUCGUGGACGAAAUGAUUAUCACAGUAAUAAUAAUGACAAUUAUGGUGGUGGUGGUGGUGGUGGUGGUGGAUAUAAUCGCGGUCGAACUAGUUAUCAGAGUAAUACUAGUGGCAGUGGCGGCGGUGGUGGUGAUGAUUCACGAAUGGAAACACAACAUGAUACAAUUUUUAUUCAGAAUUUAUCACGAAAUAUCACUGCGUCAGAACUCAAAGAUGUAUUUAGUCAAAUUGGAAUGAUUAAAAAUGAUAGAAAGACAGGUGCACCAAAAAUUUGGAUUUAUAAAGAUAAAGCAACUGGCGAAGGUAAAGGUGAAGCAACAGUUACUUACGAAGAUGAAGACGCAGCACAAGCUGCUAUCAAUUGGUAUGAUGGAAAAGAAGUUCUCUCAAAUAUAGUCAAAAUCUCUUUGGCUACUCGACGUGCUUCAGCAUUCGGUGGUCGAGGUGGUCCUCGCGGUCGUGGUGGAUUCCGUGGUCGAGGAGGUGGCGGCGGUGAUCACAGUGGCUACCGUGGUCGUGGUGGAGAUCGUGGCAGUGAUUAUCGAAGUGGAGGUGGUGGUGGUAGUGGGGGCGAAUAUCGAGGUAGUGGUCGUGGUGCAAGUCAUGGCUCAAGUAGAGAUAAUCGUUCUAAUCCAUAUUAA